Messenger RNA from Tripterygium wilfordii, 859 nucleotides. RefSeq names its product PLAT domain-containing protein 3-like. Lineage: Eukaryota; Viridiplantae; Streptophyta; Magnoliopsida; Celastrales; Celastraceae. Gene Ontology annotation, molecular function: protein binding. The transcript is spliced from 2 exons. The record is from RefSeq and is a predicted model, not a curated record. The coding region runs from base 91 to 621 and encodes 176 amino acids.
UUGCGAAACACCGGAAAACUUGGAUAUUGUCCAUUAUAUAUCUCUACGCAGACACUCGUUCUCACCUUCACAUCUCUACACCAAACAAGAAUGUCACUCAGGCUCCUCACUCUCCUCUUUCUCAUCACUCUCUCUUUCUCCUUCACCACCAUCGCUCGUGGCGAUGAUUGCGUCUACACGGUCUACAUAAGGACGGGUUCGAUCAUAAGGGGCGGAACGGACUCCAUCAUCAGUUUAAGGCUCUACGACGCGUACGGCGAGGUGGUGGAGAUCACGAAUCUGGAGGCCUGGGGCGGGCUGAUGGGCCCCGAUUACAACUACUUCGAGAGGGGCAAUUUGGACAUUUUCAGCGGGAGAGGCGACUGCUUGAGCUCUCCACUCUGUGCCUUGAACCUCACAUCCGACGGCUCCGGUCCCCAUCACGGAUGGUACUGCAAUUAUGUGGAGAUCACGGCCACCGGAGUACACACCCCCUGUACGCAGCAACAGUUCACGGUGGAGCAGUGGUUGGCCCUUGAUACGGCGCCGUGGGAGCUCACUGCUAUUAGGAAUGACUGUCCGUCUGAAUUCGAUGGCCGGAGGAUCAAGAAGUCUUCUCCUCUGAUCAGAUCAGUAGUGUGAUUUUUGGUUUUCUGCAAGAAGAGUAAUAAUCUGGUGUGCGUUAGUAUGAGUGAUUUAUCGGUGUAUCUUCUCUUGUGAUGUCUUGGAUCGGACUAGAUCAGAUCGCUUCUGCGGUCAACUGCGUAAUUAUUAAUAUCAUUAUGACGAGAGUAAGCAAUACAUGCGACGUGCAUUCAUUUUAGUGGUGGUGGUUGAGUUUCAACUUUCAAAUCUAUCUUCAAUGGGCUUGUGUCGGUAA